Molecule: messenger RNA, 2921 nt
Organism: Lacerta agilis (Sand lizard)
Lineage: Eukaryota; Metazoa; Chordata; Lepidosauria; Squamata; Lacertidae
Gene: TBX1
Product: T-box transcription factor 1
Exons: 9
Coding region: 22-1932 (636 amino acids)
Biological process (GO): positive regulation of DNA-templated transcription; cell fate specification; regulation of transcription by RNA polymerase II
Cellular component (GO): nucleus
Molecular function (GO): RNA polymerase II cis-regulatory region sequence-specific DNA binding; DNA-binding transcription factor activity, RNA polymerase II-specific
Source: RefSeq, a predicted model, not a curated record
UCGGCGAUUCUCUGCCCUCCUAUGGACGACGUGAGCCCCCUGUCCCCCAAGGCCAAUGCGUUCAGUAUCGCCUCUCUGAUUUCAGCCGCUGAGCGCGAGGGAAAAGGAGGCGGCGACGAAGAAGACGACGACGACAACGACGAGGAGGAGGUUGUAGUCGCUGCGCUGGACUCCGAGCCCAGCGCCGCCGCCGCCGCCGUCGGUGGGGGCCUCCGCAGACCCUACAGCCCCUCCGCUGUCGCCGCCGCCGCCGCCGCCCGGAGGAGGAUGCAUUUUAGCGCCGUUACCCGGGACAUGGAAGCCAUCUCCAGCCCUUGGCUCACGCAGCUGUCCCAUUUUUGCGACGUCGCCGCUUUCACGGCCAACAGCCUGAGCAGCCUCAACGCGUCGGCGGCGGCGGCGGCCGGCUACCACCACCUCUCGCCGUCGCCGGGGGACCCGUACGGGCAGCAUGAGGCGCCGCACUACGAGCCGUGCUCGGCGCAGCAGCAGCAGCAGCAGCAGCAACAUCCGCCGCCUCAGCCGCCACCGGCGCCGCAGCACCACCACGCCAGCCAGCAGCAGCAGCAGCAGCAGCAGCCGCAGCAGCUCGGUUACGCUUUCCCAGGCGGCUCCGGGGCCAACCCUCCGCCGCCGCCGCCGCCGGGCUCCGACACCCCCGAGAGCGGCGGAGGGGGAGGCGGCGGAGGGGGAUCGGCGCCGGCCUCGGCCAAGGCGCCCGUCAAGAAGAAUCCCAAAGUGGCCAACGUCAACGUGCAGCUGGAGAUGAAGGCGCUCUGGGACGAGUUCAACCAGCUGGGCACCGAGAUGAUCGUCACCAAGGCCGGCAGGAGGAUGUUCCCCACCUUCCAGGUGAAGAUUUUUGGGAUGGACCCUAUGGCAGACUACAUGCUCUUGAUGGACUUCGUACCGGUGGACGACAAGCGAUACCGAUACGCAUUUCACAGUUCCUCCUGGCUGGUGGCUGGCAAGGCAGACCCUGCAACUCCAGGGAGAGUCCAUUAUCACCCAGAUUCCCCGGCUAGGGGAGCCCAGUGGAUGAAACAGAUUGUCUCCUUUGAUAAACUCAAGCUCACUAACAAUUUAUUGGAUGACAAUGGACAUAUCAUUUUGAACUCCAUGCACAGAUACCAGCCCCGCUUCCAUGUGGUCUACGUGGAUCCUAGGAAAGACAGCGAGAAAUACGCGGAAGAGAACUAUAAGACUUUUGUCUUCGAAGAGACCCGCUUCACCGCAGUGACCGCCUACCAGAACCAUCGGAUAACCCAGCUAAAGAUUGCCAGCAACCCUUUUGCAAAAGGAUUCCGGGACUGUGACCCAGAAGACUGGCCCAGGAAUCACCGGCCUGGAGCCCUGCCUCUCAUGAGUGCUUUUGCCAGAUCUAGAAAUCCAGUAUCUUCCCCUGUGCAUCAGAAUGGGACCGAGAAAGACCAAUCCUAUGUGUGUGUACCCACAAGUAAGUCCUUCUGUGUUCAAUGGGACCUACUUCCAAAUGUGGCGGAGAGUCGGCGGGAAUACGAGAGGGACGCAGCCGGCGGGACGCCACUCCACGCAGACCCUGCUCACCAGCAGCUCAUGUCCCGAGUGUUGAGCCCAGCGCUCCCUGUGCCCGGUGGAGGGGGUCUGGUCCCCCUCACCAGCCCGGCAGGAAGCCGGCCCAGCCCCCCACACCACGAACUGCGGCUGGAGCCAUCCGCUUCGGAGCCCCUCCACCACCACCCCUACAAGCACCCGGUCUCUGCCUACGACCAUUACCUGGGGGCGAAGAGCAGGCCAGCCCCCUACCCUUUGCCCAGCAUCCGGGGACACGGUUACCACCACCACCACCACCACAUGAAUUCGGCGGCUGCCGCUGCAGCAGCAGCUGCCGCUGCAGCCAACAUGUAUUCCACUGCCGGAGCUCCCACCAGCUAUGACUAUGGACCAAGAUAACCUUCGAGACGCGAGGUCCUCUAGCUAUAUGACUGGCUAUCUGCAUGGGUUUGAACGGCUCAGUAGCAUACGUUUUCAGAGAGCACUAUCUUGUCGAAAGAACUCGCCCCAUCCCCUUGUCUCACCUCCCCGCAAAAAAACCCCCAAACCCUUCCCUGUUUCCAUGAGGGAGUCCUUUGUCUCUUGCACACGCUUCCUACUCCUCGAUGCCUUCCCUUCUUGCACCGUUGGAAUCGUCCUUCAUGACUUGGUUUCCUUCCUCGUCCCGGAGGAGGAAAUGAUCGGCCUGCUUCACUUGGCAUGCGUGAUGGAUGGAUGGAUGGAUGGAGGUUGGGACUUUACUCGGAGCAUUUUGGAGGGCACCACCAUUCCCGACACAGUGAUUGGCAGCUGCACUUUCCUCCCCUCCUCCCUUUGCUUUAUAAAUGAAGCCAUAUGUUGUUCUGUUGCCCUCGCUGCUGCUGCUGUCAUCAUAAUAACCUUUUAGUGUUUAUGCAGUUAUUUAGCUGCUCAGAGUGCUUGCUGGAUGCUACUUACAGCACCGCCACGGUGUAGGUGGGUCAGGGGAUCGUGCCGGCACUGCUGUGAACCUAAAGCGUGAGCAUCAGAACAGCUCGGUUUUUACUUUUGCCUAAAUUUUAGCUUGCCUUCCUUACCAAUCUAAGGUAGGUGACAAGCUUUAUCUAUCAGCUGAUAUAGGCAGAUGCCAACCUUCCCCAAGCUGGUGCGCUCUUAAGUGAUUUGGACUACAACUCCCAUCAGCCUCGGCACGGAUGGGAGAAUUAGUCCAGGACAUCUGGAGGGCAUUGGCUUGGGGAAGGCAGGUGCAAAUCCAUUAGUCAGUGUAACAGUGAGGAAGGACCAUGGCUCAGUGCAGAAGGCCCCCAGGUUGCAUCUCAGAUCAGAGGGCAGGUUAUGAGGAAAGCCUCUACCUCUGAGACCCUGGUGAGCUGCUGCCAGUCAGUGUAGACCAGGCAUGGCCAAACUUG